ACAGAAGCUUUUUGGCAAAAAUACAGGAGUUAAUUUGCCAAUAUAAUUGCGGUCUGAUCAACACUGUUGUAAGGUAGCAGUUUGGCUAGCCGCUCUUUUCAAACAUUUUGUAUAACUUAUUUUUUGUGUCAGCCUUUGCAGCUCGAGACCGAGCAGCAUAACUAGCCAGCUUGUUACUACAGUAUUUGAAUUUGACAAGGCUGUUUUGACGUUGGAUAGCUAGCUACAUUCGCUGGUUGGAAAUUUCGAACAGACAUCACAUUUUAAGACGGGUUCAUUUGUUAGCUUCACACGCUAGCAAGAAAGCUAUACUUUUUUUUCUGUGCGGCUAAGUUUGAACGUACAUUGUUUUUGAAAGCCAUCUACUAAUAACUAACUAGCUACCGGUUGUCAUUUUACUUUGUCAACAACAAGGCGUGACGUUUGGUUCAACACUAAUUCUGCCUGCAAGAUUUUUGUUGGUGACUUCCACAAACGUUGGCUAGCAUUUACGUUAGUUUGCCAUCACUGACAGCGAUUGUAACCGCGAGCCAGCCUCAUUCAAGCGAAUUUGACAAAAACAAUUUAGCCAAUAAAUAAGCUAUCAAGCUGAUCAGAGCAGUAUCACAGCGAUAACUGACUUGUUAUCGAUAAAUUGCCUUGUGGGAGAUAUAUAAUCUCUUGCUUAUUUUAAUCAUUACCAAAAAAACGUGAAGUAGUUAACGUUAACCCACAGAAGUAGUUGUGUAUCCAAAUUCAUACCCGAAGUGUCAUCUUUUUGUCGGUGCUAUUGUUGAAAAUGGCGGCGAUCGAAAUGGUGCAGAUGUUGAUCGAAGCAGCAGAAUACCUUGAUCGCAGAGAAAGAGAAGCAGAACAUGGUUACGCCUCCAUGUUACCGUUCACCAGCAGCAAAGAGAAGGACAGCUUGAAACGGAAAAACAAAAACAAGAAGAACUCCAAUAGCAGAUCCACACACAACGAGAUGGAGAAAAACAGACGCGCACACCUACGGCUGUGUUUAGAGCGACUGAAAUCCCUCGUUCCAUUGGGACCAGACUCCAACAGGCAUACCACCCUCAGCCUGCUGAUGAGGGCCAAGAAACACAUCGUGAGGUUGGAGGAGAGCGAGCGGAGAGCCCAGCAUACCUUAGACCAGCUGCAGAGAGAGCAGAGGCACCUGCAACGGCGUCUGGAGCAGCUGGGGGUGGAGAGAACACGCAUGGACAGCACAGGAUCCAUUGUCUCCUCCGACAAUCCUGACUCAGACCAGGAGGAGGAGCUGGAUGUGGAUGUGGAGGGGACUGACUACCUGCUGGGGGAUCUGGAGUGGAGCACCAGCAGUGUCAGUGACUCUGAUGAGCGGGGCAGCCUGCGCAGCAGCUGCAGUGACGAGGGCUACUCCAGCGCCAGCCUGCGCCUGCGCAUGCAGAACCAGAACACUCAGGAGAAGGCCGAGCAGCUGGGCUGCAGCCUAUAAGAGCACAGCCCUCAACCUCUGACCCCUCCCCCCCAGCCCUCAUCCAAUCCUGUCCUUCUAUCGUCCAGUUAACUCCCGCCCUCCAACCAGUCUCUGCCAAUCAGACCUCACUCCCAGCAGGACUGGCCUGCUCUGACCAAGCCCCCUCCUUUCCAGCUGUAUUCCACCUCUUUCCCCCCUGAAACCCCCAAUGCAACACCUCUUAGACACACCCACCGUCCUAUCUCAACCAUCCAUCGGCCAACCAGAAUGGAGGAUCAGUCUGUGGCACUGCCCAAUCAGAGCUUUUUGAUGAGUGGGAUUAGGAAGACAAGACACUCCGUCCAUCCCUUUGUGUCCACCAGCCCUCCCCCUUCCUUCCUUCCUUCUGUCCUUCCUUCCUUCCUUCCUGCUCUGCUGUCUGUUUCAGUGUAAGAGCCAAGUAGAGGUGACUGACUUUUCACAUAUCCAUGCAGUGUCCCCCUUCCAGCGUCCGAAAACUUAAGACAGCUAGAGAAUGUGAUUACAACACCACACCUACACCCCACUGCCUCUCUCUCUUGUUCAGAAGCCAUCUGAAGCAAUCCAGUCAUCAUGAGAACCCCUCUCGACCCCCCAGCUCUAAAUCCCAUCUCGCCCAUUUCUCCCAUGAGACGCCCCUCCAUAGGUGGUGGUGGUACAGACAGCAGAGCUGUGCCACCUGACUAACCAAUCACAGCAUGGUAUUUUGGAACGGAGUAUAGGAAUGGAUGGUCUUGGUCAAAGAGCUGUGGCGUGGUCAUUUUAAACAAUCUACACUGCAGCUGUUGUAGUAAUGUUAUCAGGUGUAGUCUUUCAGUAAGUCUUUAUGGUAAAUAAUCGUCUACCUGCACUGUGCACGUGAAGCCUCACUGGGAGUUCUACGACGCUAAGCACGGCUGUGACGUCAUCCAUGUUCCACAACCUCUUCGUUGUUGUGGUCGGCAGCAAUACAUCCAUCCCUCUCUUCUCUACCAGGCUUAGCGGCUGGAUACAUACCUCCAUGUUUAUGGCUCUUAUGGGGUGGGGGGUUAUUAAGCUGUCAUUUGUUUUGUCCACACCUGCCAUUUCAGAUUUUUUAUGAUUGGGCGGGGAGUAGAACAAUGUGCAGCAUGAGAUUAAGGGUUGGGGGGGAUUGGGUUUAAGGCAACUUGUAUCUUCCUCUCUCUGAUGACGGUGGCGUCUAGCUUGUGUUUUAAUGUACGUGUCUGUGUUGCUGCUGGUCACGCACUGUAGCCAGUGGUAAUCACUUAAAUGUGUCUGAAGGGAAGUCACACAGACAGACAGUACAUUAACUGUUGAAAUAAACCACAUUCCAUGUUAGAGAGAAAGUAAGGUAUGUUAGUGGAGAAUUACCUUCCCCCAUAUUUAUGAGGGAGAGCGUUUUGCAGUUUUAAUGCCAGGAAGGAUCUAGCUAUCUGCUUCAGGUUACCCACAAGCAGAACACAACCGAUUUGGUGACUUGCUUUGCCUUUCAGUCAAAACACAGUACAAGGAAGGUCAACGUCUAUUGAGUUAGUUCACCUCUGAAAAGAGCAGAAAGGUUACUGUAAUAUACUCUGCCUGGCCUAUAGAGCUAUUUAUUAUUUUUAGCAAGAUGUAGUCAUGUUUAUGUAAAUAGUUUACACAGAAAGAGCUCUAUGUAUAUUGAAUAAAAAGUAUUUAUAUUAGAUCUAAAUAUAUAGAUAUAUCUAUUUAAUUAGUUAUCGCUUUAGUUAUGUUAUUCUUGUGAGGUUUUCUAUGUGUGGUCGCUUUGCACAUCAUAGUCAAUCCAUAGCUUUUUAGAACUGUCUUUUGUGCCUAUAGACUUUUGUGUCCUUUCAGAAAUUGGCACGGUGCUCCUAGAAAUGAAUGAAAUUGUUUUGUGGUUGAUUAUAUUAAAAAAAUAAAAAAAAAUAAAUACAUCCUCUGUCAAUAGGGAAAUAAUUUAAAAUAAUAUAAUUUCAAAAAAAAAUGAAUAUAAAAAUGUAUAUAAUUUUAGAGGAGCUGGUGUUGGUGCUUUGGCAUUGCUGUGACGAUGGGAAGCUACAGUGGGUUUUCACCCUUCUUUGUGCCUGAGAGCCUGAAAUAAAAUGGCUCCUUGACCCAAGAGAUUAUAACAUAGUGUAGCGAGAGGAGGAAAUGGUGGGUUCAAUAACCUGGGGAUAAACUGGAGAGGAUUGCAGCAGCGGUUGAAUGUAGUUGACUAGCCUAUAAUCGAUCUCCUGCACUGUUGCAGCGCAAUGGCGAACCUCGAACGUGUGUCACAUGCAGAAUCUCGUUAGAAUGGGAAGAUGGUCGAUACACAGACAAAAAAAAAAUAUAUGAAAUAUAGGAUUAGGGUUGUUUAGUGUCUUGUGUGGAAUGCUGCACUUCUGUGUCACUUAAAAAAACGUAUCCAAAAGGAGAGGAACGAUGUAACCAUGCUAGAAAGGGGAUUGUUGUGAAUUGUGCCCCUGGCUGAAACUGGUGUUAUGGGGCAGGUGUGUGUGCUGGAAUGCUGUAGGUUUGAGUCGGGGUGUGUGUAUGUCCCGUCACUGUCUUCAGAGAGAAACUAUAAGGGUUUGGGAGGGGGAGGGUUGUUUUGAAUGGGGGGGGGGAAGAUUAGCACUUGUAUGGAUGUUUUUUGUUGUUUACAAGUAAAAAGGUGCACACACAACAACAACAAAAAGCCCACGUCUUCAAAGAAGACCUCAUGUAUUAUUAAAAGAUCAAAUGGGAUCUUAAGCACUUACAAAUUCAUAACAUAUUGUAGGAAUUGGAAUUCGUAACAUACUGUAUCAUACGAAUUGCAAAAAAAAGAAAAAGGAUGGCGUGCACAAUUUUCUGGGACCCGUUUUGUCUUGAGUGCUACUUUCUAAACUACUGGUUGAAAAUAUACGAAACCUCUGUAGCAUCACUUUAACCUAAGCAUUGUCUGUUAUUCGGGGGCCACACACUCUUCUCUUUCCCUCCGUCCAUGGCCUGUUUUUCUGUGUCUUCCACUCCUCGUGUGUGAAUGUGGCUCCCAUAGAGAAGAGACCCUGAUUCAUUUCUAUGGUGGUCCCCCCCCCUCUCCACAUGCUGUGGGCCAGCCACCAUGGUGCAGAGGGAGCCUGAGGGAGCAGACUGGGCUGUUUGUACAGUAUAGCUGCAGCUCUCCUCCCUCCCUGUAUUACACUUUAACACCCCUGGUGCUUCAGCAUCUGCCUUAAUAGCAGGUGUGGAUUCUUAAAGAACAAGCAGAUCACUGCAGUUGGCUUCUGUGUAGUCCUGUGUAAGCUAUAUGGGAUAUCACCCUGGGAAUUCAAUUUUAUAUUUUAUUUUAGUGUAUAUUUGGGUUAGGUUCGUACGAAGUGGCUUAAGCCUUAAAACAGACAACUGUAAGAGAACCAUAGUAAAGUAUAUUAUAUAUGAAUGUAUAUAAUGUAAGUGUAGACGUGUUAUUACGAAUGUCAUUAUUUUCAUUGUAACUGUCUCGGGUGUGUUGCUCUCCCUCAUACGCGCACACACGUUGUCAUACACGCACGUCAGAAAAACAAUGGCUUAAGGGUUUGUUCAACUAUUAAAAAGGUGGAUAUUUUGCGCACUUACAUUUUAGAAUUGGGGAAUUUGAAUAUUGACUUUAAAAGAAAGCACUUAAACAUUUCGGAGGAAGGGGGGGGGGGAAGGGGGAAAUGUGGAACAGUAAUUUAUAUUUGCCAGUGAUAUGAAAGGAAUAAAACAUCUCCCAACCUUGUUUACCUAGCUA
Salmo salar (Atlantic salmon) is the source of this 5162-nucleotide messenger RNA. RefSeq names its product max dimerization protein 1. Gene Ontology annotation, molecular function: DNA-binding transcription factor activity, RNA polymerase II-specific; protein dimerization activity; RNA polymerase II cis-regulatory region sequence-specific DNA binding. NCBI's taxonomy places the organism in Eukaryota, Metazoa, Chordata, Actinopteri, Salmoniformes, Salmonidae. The record is from RefSeq and is a predicted model, not a curated record. Gene Ontology annotation, biological process: negative regulation of transcription by RNA polymerase II.